AUGUAUCCAAAAGAGAGCGGCUCCCAUGAUUACGCAUCUUCUGAGCAUGAAGAUGAGGAACGAAGCAGCUUGGAAGUAUAUGAAGAAGGUGGCUUUUUAUCGAGCCGCAUCUUAGACAGGUCACAGGAGUUACCUUCAAACUCCUUUUCUCAAAAAUGGCUUGGACACUUGAUCUUCACUGCUAUUUGGAUUAUUUUGUUAUUCAUCGCAGUUAUUUUGUUGAAGCAUGAUAGUAACCGAGCUGAAGUUAGCCUCGCCAGCGUUUUUGAUACUGAACUGCGCCCUAUACAGUCAGCUUUAGAAGUACAUAAAACUCGCUUUUCUGGUAAUUUAGUAUUCGAUGACAAUGGCACUCUAGUGGAGACAUCUUGGGAUCCUGACAGUCCUAAGUACACGGGUGAACCAAGCGAUGAGCUAGAUACUCGAUGGAAAGAUCUUUACAGAGUCGACGGUGUUGAUCUCCGUGGCACCGAGGCCGAUACAAUUCGCGGUCAGACUUUGACAAAGCCUGGCGGGUGGUCAAUUGUGGGAGUUGACGUGUUUCAUCAACUACAUUGCCUGGACAUGCUUCGUCAAGGACUACGUAGGGAUUACUAUACUAUCGAGCACGAUGACGAGCCAGCUUCCACGAUUCAUAUGAAUCAUUGCCUCGAUUAUCUCAGACAAGCUGUUAUGUGCAAUGUUGAUGUGACUCCUAUUCUUGUAUCCUGGGACGAUAAGAAGAAUCAGCCUUUGGCGGACUUUGAGAUGGAGCAUACAUGUAGAAACUUUUGGAAAGUAAGAGAUUGGGCUAUAGAGCGAAGUGACCAUAAGCACAAGUUCAAGGAUGAUGACCCCGCUUAA
Messenger RNA from Penicillium malachiteum, 843 nucleotides. Its product is annotated as oxidase ustYa family protein. The transcript has 5 exons. Gene Ontology annotation, biological process: mycotoxin biosynthetic process. The coding region runs from base 1 to 843 and encodes 280 amino acids. The record is from RefSeq and is a predicted model, not a curated record. Lineage: Eukaryota; Fungi; Ascomycota; Eurotiomycetes; Eurotiales; Aspergillaceae.